UGUUGAGGUGCGAGGACGUAGUCUUUCGCGCUCCUGCCACCUCUGCUCGUGGUUUUAUAUUUUUAUAGAUACUUGUCCAAGUUUUUUUCUUUCUUUUGCGGCUGUCAUUACUGACUGUCUCGACUCAAUAGCUGUGGUAUAUUUUCCCUUCUAUUGGGAAGCUAUUAGGAAAAGACUGGUCCGCAUGCAAGGCUUUCAAAGGCAAAACAAACUUUGUGUUUUGAACGUGACACGUCUCUGACUUCACUCGCUCAGCCUCGCGACAGCCAGCGAGAGAGAGAGAGAGUGAGAAAGAGAGAAGUAUUUGCAGUGCUUCUCUUCGUUAUCAUUUUUUUUUUACCUUAUCUACCGGCGUUUGAGAGGUUGAAAAUCCUCUCCUUGCCCGCUCUUCCUUCGAGAAUCUUCUCAGAAACAAGAGAGAUAGAAAAGCCGAUUGCCGGCACUCCAUACACAAACGCCACGUGACUCGACACACCUGUUCUCCGGAAGGGAGGAACUACAUUCAGCUGUGCAAUUUCGACAUUUUCGACGAAUUCCUUUGAUUGCUUUGCAUAAAUCGCUUGCGGUUUUGAAAUACUCUCAAGAUGUCUCGCAAAACUAAGCUUAAACCUACGGAACAGCUCAACGAAGACAUGGACAAGAUGUUUGAGGGUCAAGCCAGCGAAGAUUUCUCGCUUGACCAACUGUCCUCGGCAGCUGAUGCCACGGCCUCCUGGACCCCAGGCUAUAGUGAUGAGUCCCAAGUCCGCGAUAUGUCCGAGCUAAGGCUCCGCGAGAUGGACAUUGACUAUCACGCAAGUGACAGCUUCCCUCACAUGCACCACACUCUGAAGCCACACCACCAUCGCGUGCGCCGCAAGAGCCACCGCACCAGCGACGAUGCCCCUCCCCCUUACUCAAGCAUUGAAAACAAGGAAGAGGCUAAUAAUUCUGGUGCUGUGAGUUUUGAAGUAGGCGACCCUGAUCUGCCAGAAGGGUGGUCUGUUGGGGAUGUGGAAUAUGAUGGCCAGCGUAGUGUGUGCAGGUCGGCAGUUUGGGGUUUUUACACAUGGCCAGUUCCUCAAGAACGGGCAUCCAGUGACAGUAUACAGAGUUUUCACACAGUCCAUGUACUGUCAGCCAUCCCCAAGUCACCCAGUGAAUCAUCUAGCAGUAUUUUAUCGGAUUUUGCAAAACAUGUCAAGAAGGACACGAGCAAGCAGCUGCUGACACCCAGAAAGGACGAGGAACAGCCAGAGAGUGACGACGACGACGAGGAGUCUUCCCCUCUGCUGGGAGAGGACAAUAAGCUCAAACCUUGUAUCCGUUCUCCUGACUCGGAGCCCCUGGCAUAUAUAGAUGACUCUUCUCGUAAGAAGACCCGCGUCCAGUUCGAUAUCGGUGAAGAAGAGCACCAUGAUUUGGAAAACAAAGAAGUUCCUCGGAAGAGGCGAAGCCACCGUCGCCGUCGCGACUCUGUGGAGGAUCCAUCCUGGCGUCGUCAUGCUGGAAGCGAACAUGAACUGCAGACAUAUGCUUCCAAGGCCAUUCAUGAGGAGGUGGACUAUCUCAAGGAACAUGAUUUGGAUGACAUUGCAAGCCACAGGUUUGAAGACCCUAGUGCUUACAGGAGGCCGCGCGUACGUGCUCGUUCAUCUGUGUCAUCCAUCAUUCACAUGAAUGAAGCUGGGAAUGAGAAGGCAGAUAGUAAGCAGCCCAUGGUCAAGAAGUCGUAUGAUCAUAGUCCGCACGAGAUCUUCGUUGAGCUGGAUGAGCUGCGCUACUCAGAGGGCCAUCUGGAGUGGAAGGAGACGGCGCGUUGGAUCAAGUAUGAGGAGGACGUGGAGGACGUGGCCAACCGCUGGGGCAAACCCCACAUUGCCUUCCUCAACUUCCAUGCGCUCUUCUCCCUGCGCAAAGGCCUCGAUACAGGUGCGGUGCUGCUGGACCUCGAGGAGCGCGACCUGCCGAGCAUCGCCGCCCGGGUCGUGGACAAGAUGGUGGCGUGCGACCAGAUCCCCCCCGACCAGCGCGACGCCGUGGUCCGCAUCCUACUCCUCAGACACAAACACAUCCGCGAAAACCAAUCCUCCUUCAGGCUCCCCUCCCGAGGGUCGAAGUCCACGCUCAAUAGCAACUCCGAGGAGAAGCUCCCUCACUCGCCUACGACCCUGAGUUUAGACGGUGGGCUGCGAGCCUCGGUGCGCAAGGCCGGCCUCUCCAACCUGUUCCACGUGAACACCUUCUCCGGCUUCCGGCGCCAGAACUCCAACGAGGAGACCAGCAACGGCGGCGUCCUCUCCAACGGCAGCGUGGCCAAGGACCCGAGCCCCGACGCCAAGGCCGCCAACCGGGAGGAGUCCUACACGCAGAUCGAUAUCGAGGGCGAAGUCCAGCCAAAGGACAAGGGCGGCUCGAAGGACGACCUGCGUAGGAACAACAAGGACCUGCUCAAGAAGAUCCCCGAGGGCGCCGAGGCCACAGCUGUGCUGGUGGGCGCCGUAGACUUCCUCAAGCAGCCUACUAUCGCCUUCGUCAGGCUGGCUGAGGGCGUCAUGAUGGACAACCUGGUGGAGGUGCCCAUCCCCGUGCGCUUCAUGUUCGUGCUGCUGGGCCCCUUCCACGGCGAGAUGGACUACCACGAGGUGGGCCGCUCCAUCUCCACCCUCAUGUCCGACAAGGGCUUCCACGAGGUGGCCUACCGCGCCCACUCGCGCGGCCAGCUGCUCUCGGCCAUCAACGAGUUCCUCAACGCCUCCAUCGUGCUGCCGCCCUCCGACUGGAACAACAAGGACCUGGUGCCCAUCGACGACAUCCGCGCCAAGGCCAACCAGAUCAUGAAGAAGAAGGAGAGCCUCCGCUCCAAGCGCAAGCAGACGGAGACCGCGGCCGUGACCCCAGUCUCCGCAGGCGAUGGCGACGGCGGGAAGAAGAGGCCUCCUCCGAGGGAUCCUCUCAUCCGCACCGGAAAGCCCUUCUACGGCGUCCUGCAGGACGUCAAGACCCGCUUCCCGCUCUACCUCUCCGACAUCAAGGACGGCCUCAGCGGGCAGGUUCUUGCGGCGGCCAUCUUCAUCUUCUUCGCCGCGCUCUCCGCCGCCAUCACCUUCGGCGGCAUCUACGGCGACCGGAUGGACAACUACAUCGGCGUGGGCGAGACGCUGCUCAUCUCCGCCGUCAACGGCAUCAUCUUCGCGCUCUUCGCCGCCCAGCCUCUCCUCAUCGUGGGCGCCACGGGCCCGCUCAUGAUCUUCGACAUGAGCCUGUAUUCGUUCUGCCGGUCGUAUGAGAUCGACUUCUUGGCCACGCGAGUGUGGGUGGGAAUAUGGAUGACCGUGACCGCCAUCCUUGUCACCGCCUUCGAGGCCGUGGCCGUCGUCAAGAAGUUCACGCGCUUCACGGAGGAGAUCUUUUCGACGCUCGUGUGCCUCAUUUUCAUCUACGGCGCCUUUGAGAAGCUGGGCGAGAUCUUCUCCAAUCACCCUCUGCAGUCCAAGUACGGCUUCAAGGACAUCAACGGCACGGAAAUUGCCUCUGGCAUCAUCAUCAAUGGAACCCUCUACAACGCAACCAACAUGGAGGACGAGGACGUGAAAGCCAUCGAACCGGCUCAGCCCAACACUGCUCUCCUUUCCCUAAUUCUGAUGAUCAGCACCUUCCUCAUUGCCUUCAAGCUCAAACAUUUCCGUAACUCCAAGUUCCUCGGCAGAAGUGUACGUCGUGCUCUUGGUGACUUCGGUGUGCCCAUCUCCAUUGUCCUUAUGGUCACCCUCGACUACCUCAUCCAUGACACUUACACCGACAAGCUCACCAUGCCCGAAGGUCUCAGCCCAUCCAACCCAAAUGUCAGAGGUUGGCUGAUUAACCCCCUGGGAGUCACCGACUCACUGCCUAUCUGGGUCAUCUUCCUCGCUGCUCCUGCCUCCCUCCUCCUCUUCUGCCUCGUGUUCCUGGAAGAGAACAUCUGCCACCUUAUCUUGAGCAAGCCUGAGAAGAACAUGGUAAAGGGAUCAGGUUUCCACUGGGAUCUGAUCCUCUCCUGCUUCAUCAAUUUCAUCUCUGGGCUCUUCGGUGCUCCCUUCAUGGGCCCAGCUUGUGUGAGAACUGUGUCCCACACUUCCGCUCUGACUGUCAUGAGCUCGACCCACGCCCCUGGAGAGUCUCCUAAGAUUGUGGGCGUUCUUGAGCAACGACUCAGUGCCAUCAUUGUGUCAGUCUUGGUGGGACUGUCAGUGUUCCUAACAGCAGCUCUUAACCUUGUACCUAAGUCUGUGCUGCUAGGCAUCUUCCUCUACAUGGGUAUCUCUGCCACAGCUGGUAUUCAGUUCCUCGAGCGCACAGUUCUUUUCCUCAUGCCAGUCAAGCACCAUCCUAACGUAGCUUACGUGAAGAAGGUGCGCACAUGGAAGAUGCAUGCAUACACCGGCAUUCAGCUCCUUAUGUUGGCAGUCCUAUGGAUCGUAAAGCAGUCUCCUGCUGCUCUCUGCUUCCCAUUCGUGCUCAUGUUACUCAUUCCCAUCAGAUUGUACCUUCUUCCCUAUGCAUUCAGUGGAGUUGAGCUCAAUGCGCUUGACGGAACCGAGGCCACCGCCACUGCAAACAACGAUGAUGAGGAGCCUGACUUCUUCGAGGAAGCUCAUGACUUGCCAACAUACAUUGACCAUCACCACCAGAACUGAGUGCCCCUUCCCUUGCAUAGAUCAUCUCAGUUCUGCAGUAGAUCUGUUCAAAGGAAAGAAAAACAAGGCAAACUGGUUAUGAUUAAGUAGGCUUUUAAUUUUUGGAAAAGGGAGAAUUUGUUUUCUUUCUAAUUUUUAAUUUAAAUUCCUCCAUAUAUAUGUAUAUCUUCAGAAUAGUAUUUUGUGUAUUUUAAAGUGAUUUUCUUAAUUCUGAGAAUUGGAAAGUAAUUGGUGAAUUUAUUACAGGUACUUACAGAUAAUAGAAUAUUGUGGAGAAUUUAGACAAACAGCCAUGAUUCAGUGUAAAUUUUAUGGCUUUUUAGUCAGGUGUCCAGGUUUUAUCAUCAUUAAUUGUUGAUGGAAUAGCAGUGUAUAUUCAAAGGAGGAUCUGAACAUGCUGUGCAUGAUGAAUUUAUUGUCCUCUCAUGAAGGAGAAAUAUAACUUAGGGAGAUUGAUUGUUUUGCUGCUUUCAGUAUAAUAGUCAUCUCUUUUUUUACACUCGUAGUGAAACUGGAAUGAAGUUCAACAUGUGAUUAAUAUUUCUAUCCAAAUAUUUCAAAUUGAUUUGACAGAAUUUUACUUUUAAAGCUUAUUAUUCUUAGCAGGAGUAUUUUAAGUCACUUAACCAGACCCAGUGAUGGAUCUGUUCACAGUUGUGAAGGAACAGUACAAGACUUUUAUCAUUCCACAAUAUGGUGCUGAAUAAACACAUAGGUGCUUUAGUAAAACAUCUUUUCUGUGAGGAAGAGGCUGUAAGCUGUUUAGAUGCUCCGUCCAUCAGUAUUUAAGGUGAAGAUGUUAUUUUUCCGGAUGAAAAGCAAUUUGCUCAAGUUAGUUGGUUUUGAGGAAAAUUGAUAGAAUGUUCCAUUAAAGUUGAAAGGCAGAUUUAAUCAGAUAUUUAUGUGAUAUGAUUAUAUAAUUUUUAUUAUUAAUAAUCUUUAAGCAUAUAUAGGGUUUAUGCAAGUACAGUACUCUAAUCCUGUUGUAAGGCCCCAAACUGCAGCUGUUUAGUGAAUCCAUUUAGACACCAAAUAGCGACCGAGAGCACAGCCUAACUUUCCAUAGCUCUUGCUUGUUCUUUAGUGUCUAGCAGAGGCAUUGGCUUGCAAAAAAUUAAUCUGCAGAAUCUAGUAUCCAGGGAGGCUGGGACAGAUGCGGGUUAUUUUAUUCAUCUUUGUUUUUUUCUUUUCUGAGACCCGACGUUCCUAUCCAUUAGUAAUAUAUCACUCAAGUGUUGGCUUCAAGACACCUAUAACUAUGUAAUAGUAGUUGUUAUUGUGUUGUGGGCUGUAAAUGUAUUGCUUUUGUUUUAUCACAUUUCCAUGUGCCAAAUUUAUUAAUGUGAAUUUUCAUUAUCUUUUUUUUAUGGAUUUGUCAUCUAUUUUGAUUUGAAUAACUAUUUUGACCUACAGGUACUCAGUGGUGGCUUAGAUAAUUGUAUUGAAAUUCAUAAGGUUGACGUGCCUGGUUUAUUUUUCAUCAUUUUGUACAUUCAUGCAGUACCCAUUAGCAUGUUUCAUUUACUUCUGUUCUAAUUUUAUAAAUAUAUAUUAGCUGCCAUAGCUUCCUUCAUAUCUAGUUUGAGUUCUCCAUUUUCAUCACACUUUCUGUGGUUAUUUUAUUUAUAGCUAACAAUUAAACAAGCUCUGUUCUAAGGGAACAAUGGGCUUAUCUUUAACCAGCAGAAUUUUGUGAUGAAAAUGCUCUAACUAUUGGAAGUAAAUCUGUGAUGUGAAAUGGAGAGUAUCCAAUGUGUGUGUGUAAAUAGUACAUACUUUUUUUGAUGUAUACCAUGUUUGUCCAGACUGUCUUUACAUUAUAGUGUUGCCUCCAUAGAUGUCUGUAUAUAGAUAUAUAUAUUAAUGUGAGAUAUUUUAUCGCAACAAAAGGUAUAAUAAACUUCACAGGUGAAAAAA
This is a messenger RNA of Penaeus indicus, 6575 nucleotides long. RefSeq names its product band 3 anion transport protein-like. The coding region runs from base 585 to 4658 and encodes 1357 amino acids. Lineage: Eukaryota; Metazoa; Arthropoda; Malacostraca; Decapoda; Penaeidae. Gene Ontology annotation, cellular component: plasma membrane. Gene Ontology annotation, biological process: transmembrane transport; monoatomic anion transport; bicarbonate transport. The record is from RefSeq and is a predicted model, not a curated record. Gene Ontology annotation, molecular function: monoatomic anion transmembrane transporter activity; solute:inorganic anion antiporter activity. The transcript is spliced from 25 exons.